Lotus japonicus is the source of this 1957-nucleotide messenger RNA. RefSeq lists its product as uncharacterized. The record is from RefSeq and is a predicted model, not a curated record. Lineage: Eukaryota; Viridiplantae; Streptophyta; Magnoliopsida; Fabales; Fabaceae. The transcript is spliced from 11 exons. The coding region runs from base 7 to 1788 and encodes 593 amino acids.
AUUGUGAUGACAGUAAUGCCCUUAACCUUUGAGCCACGUGUCCAUACGCAGAAGCUUUACAAUGCUCCCGACCGCACCCUAUCACGACGUGCAAAGAAGCCAGAGCCAAAAUCCAAUAGGCAAAUCCAAUACGAAAGAAGCACCUCAUCCUCUUCUAUCUCAUCCCUACUACAACUAUAUUCUCUGAUAACGGAACAAACCUCACCAACCAUGAUGAUCCUCGAGCCUCCCAUCGCCGUCAGAUUCCACGUCGCCGCCACCGCCACUCGCUCUUCCGCCGCCGCCGCAUCUCAUAAUAGUAACCGUUCAAUGUGGAGCACGGAAGAAGUGAACGGUGGUGUGGGUUAUGUGGCUUCGUGCAGGCUCGCUUGCAGUUGCGGUUUCGACGCGCCUUGGUUAAGAAGUAAAAAAUAUACCAGCACUCCUUUGACGAGACGGAACAAACUUGUAAAGAAUAAAAUUCGAGCAUCAUCAGAGCAUCCGGGUUCAGCUCAAAAUAAAAAUGAGAAGGCAUCCUAUCAUCCAUCUGAGGAUAUUGCUGCGUCAACAUCAGAGAAUAGUGGAGAUGCUAGGCUUACUGCUGCAGAAACAAGUAGAACAAUCAUUGAGGUUAACAGCAAAGCAACACUGAUGUUCUCAAGUAUUAUUAGUGAUGAAUUUCAUGAAAAUAUUGUUUGGCCAGAUAUGCCGUAUUUGACUGAUGAGCAUGGAAAUAUAUACUUUCAAGUAAAGAACAGUGAAGAUGUUUUGCAGUCCCUAACUUCAGAAAAUAAUUUUGUGCAAGUCAUUGUUGGUGUGGAUACCAUGGAAAUGAUCUCCGAGAUGGACUUAUCAGGUCCUUCAGAAAUUGACUUCGGGAUUGAAGAAAUUGAUGAUCAAGAUGCUGAUGAUUUAGAUGAUGAUGAUGAAGAAGAUGAAGAUGAAGAUGAAGAUGAUGAUGAAGAUGAAGAUGAGAAUGAGGAUUAUGAUUCGGAAUGGGUAGCUGUUCUUUCAGAUGACGAUGAGCAAGAGGAUUCUGAUGAAUCACUUGCAGACUGGGCCAAAUUGGAGACUAUGCGAUUUUCUCAUCCAAUGCAUUUUGCCAACAAGUUGGCGGAGGUUGCUUCAGAUGAUCCAAUUGAUUGGAUGGAGCAGCCUCCAGCUUGUGUAGCUAUUCAAGGGAUUAUAAGACCUGCUUUUGUUGAAGAUCAUUCUACAAUACAGAACCACAUAUCUGCCAAACAAUCCAGCAAUAUUGAAAUAAGUAAAUCCAUAGAAAAUAAAGGGGAAAAUGUUAGUGCGAUUAAUGGUCACGUGGAUAAUUCAGUGUCAUCUAGAGAUAAUCCAGGACAACAGUUGGAAAAUAACAGGAACAGUGAUAUCCCUUUUAAUGAGACUUCAUUUUACAGAUUGGAGAUGAUUAAGAUUCAAGUGUUUUCUGCACAAGGAGAUCCUACUAUACUUGAAUUAGAAGACUACAUGAAAGCUCAACCCGAUGCUAUUGCAAAGUCAGCUGCCAAAAUUAUAUCUCGUUUGAAAGCUGGUGGAGAAAAGACCUUACAAGCCCUUAAGUCUCUCUGUUGGAGAUGUAAAGGUGUUCAAGUGGAGGAGGCAAAACUUAUCUGCGUAGACUCCCUUGGGUUUGAUCUCAGGGUUUGUUCGGGAACUCAAAUCCAAACACUGAGAAUCACAUUCAAGAAAAGGGCGACGUCAGAAUACAGUGCUGAGAGACAACUCAAUGAUUUACUAUUUCCCAGAACUCACCCAAAGCACCAAAAAUCGAAGCAAGCACAUCAAAAUGAAUGCUAAAUCGUCCGAAUGUCCGCGUGAAUGUUGUAUGGCUUGUGUGCCUUUGGCCAAUGAUUAUGUACAGAUGUGAAAGGCAGGGAAAAAGAUCCCACAAAAGCCAAUCAGGUUGUGUAAUUUUUGUUGCAUUUUUAUUCAAUAAUUGGAAGUAAUGUUUUCCUCUAUUGCUUCA